UGCAGACUCUCACCUCUCCUCUCCCCUCCUCUCCUCUCUCCUCUCCUCUCUCCUCUCCUCUCCCCUCUGUUUCCCAGCGAAGCUGAAGACUCCCUUCCUUCCUCACGGCUACAUUUGGAUGUGUCCCUCCUGCCUCUUCUUGUCUUCAGUGCCGAGCUCUUCUCCCGCGGAUUAGCGGAAUCUGAACGGACAAGGACCCAAGAUGUCAUGAGGAUCCAUCUUCCAAAUUAGAUAUGAUAUUAGACUUUCUGAUUACUGGAAUGAAAUGUGAAAAUCCAAUCUAGGCUCCUGCUGUGCCACUAAGACUCUUUGAUGGGUAGACAGACCUUUUUCGUAAUGGCUGAUUGAUUUUGGAAGUGCUCUCGAGGGCUCUAUAAGAGCGGUUUCCAAAAUGAGCGAGCGAGGAGAGCAUUUCGGUGAGAGGGAGUUAGGGAACAACAACCAGCAGGUUGGCGUGCUGGCUGAAGGGGAUGCCAACGCCAAUGAUAUCCGGACAGAGGAUGACGGCACGGCUGGUGACACUGGCACGCUUUCUGGCCUGACGACUGAAACAGCACAGCAGGACAAAGUCAUCAUCUGGGGUACGGACUCCCAGUGUGACGACCCUGAGCUGGCCGAGUUUGAGAUGCUGGAGUGUCAGGAGUUGGAGGCCUACCUGGUUGAGGAUGGAGAGGACUUUGUCGGGCUUACAGACCAGAAAGAGCUUCAACAAAAGCCUUCACCACGCUGCAAAGCCAGAGUAGAACAGGUGACAGAUAAUCAGAGCAGGGAAGAGAGAAAGUCCAGUGAGCAGGAAUCCAGUGCCUCUCGUGUCUCUGAGAGCAGGGAGGCGUCCAGGACUGAGUUAAGCUCAGAAAACGAUGUUUUUGUGUCCUGUCUGUCCACCAUUUCAAGCAUGGACACUGCUAUGGACACUGCUGGCAGGAGCCAGACAACAGACUCCUGGCACAUUGCCUCUGGUCCUUACUCAACCAUCUCAGAAGACGUGACUCUGGUUUCCCAGACUGGCAAGGCCUCUGAAAGAGCUGAUCACCCUCCCCUCUCCCCUGGGAAAAGCACAAUACACAGGAAAGAUGUGGACAUGAAUUUGAAUUCAACAGCUCACUCAGAGGAUGCGGCAUCACAGGCACAAGUGCGCAACGGAGUUAUUCCGUGUAAGGAUGUCAUUGAUGAGCACAGAAAGAACAAUAACCAGAGAAAUAAAGCAGGCGAUAGCGUCCCAGAGGGAGACUGUGAUCAAAGGAGAAGUGUAGAGCACAAGGGUUUACCCAAUACAAAAACAUCACAUGAAGAAAGCACUAAAAUGGAUAAAAGCACACAAGCUGAUGAGGCCCCUGACAUGAACCCACCCACAACAGGUACAAAAGGGACUCAGUCAUCAAUUGAAACCAAAGCCAUAAAGAAACGAGGAUCAUUUGAUAACUCGUUGAAAAAUCAAAACUCUUUUGACAAGAGUUUUAAAAAGCAGCCAUCGUUUGAGAAUACUUUCAAGAAGCAACCAUCGUUUGAGAAUACUUUCAAGAAGCAGCCUUCGUUUGAGAAUACUUUCAAGAAGCAGCUCUCCUUUGAUAACACCUCCAAAAAGCAGGGCUCUUUUGAGAACCCAGUCACCUCCGGCUCUUCAAGUCUGGAGAGAAGGAAGCCAUGGGGAAGCCCCAGUCGGCCAGCAACUCCCACCUCCCCGAAAACAACUUCCUGUUCCCCCAAGAGACGACCGCCUGGUUCUCCAGCCAAGGUCCAGAGCGGCAGGGCACUGAGCUUGGAGCGCAGCGAUUCCCCUCAGAGAGCAUUAAGUCAAACAGUCAAACCACCGGGUAAGACAGGUUUGAGCAGUUGCAUCCCCAAACCUGUCACGUGUCAGCAGAAAGAGCCUGAACCCAGGAGGUCUUCUCCUCCCCAGAAGCCUAAAAAUGUCAGACCAAAAAUCAUCACCUAUGUUCGAAAGAAUCCCCAAGCAAAACCCCAAGGGACAGAUGCCCAGCUGGAAGCCUCUACACUCCCAGUAAGACUAUCUUCUUACUCCAGCCCACCAGCUCAUAAAGAUCCAAAGGUUGGUCCUCAACCUAAAUCCACGCCGGUGCUAUGUUCCUCCAACCUGCUGUUUGACAAAUAUCGACAGGAGAUGCAGAAGGCGGGGUACUAUCCUCCAGCCAUGGCUGGGACUGGGGCGAAACCUCCAAGCAGCACCAUCCCUCAAAGGCUGAGUGGAAAGUCGGGCAGUUUUCAUGAGGAUAUGCCUGAGAAAUAUUUCCAAGAGCCUGUUUCCCAAGAAGGAGGCAGUGUCUACCGCUCACCCAGAGCUCUGAGGCCUCAGCUGGGGUUAGGGGCGGUCACCAGGCAGCCUGCAGCCAAGACAAGAGUUCAACAGACAGGCCCAAGGUCAGCGCCGGCCCCAGGCCAGUGCGCUCAGGCAGCCGCAACGGCUCCCCGAGGCUACCAGGACCCUGCAGGAGAGCAAAAGAGGUCAGGAGAAAGAGGUCCAGAAGCCACCCCUAAGAGCGUCCUGGUGAAACCAGGCCAGUCUGGUCUCCGUCCUCCAGGCUUCACCGCCCUGCCAGCUGCCCGUCUGGCCACCUUCGGCUUCGUCCGGAGCUCCAGUGUCUCGUCGGUGUCCAGCACCCAGUCUAACGACAGCAGUCACAGUGAUCCCUGCCGAGCCUCUCAGCAUCCGGGCAGUGGCAGCGACGACACACCUCUCCACAACGCCACAGCGCCCCCCAGCGAAGCCCCCCACGUUCAGAGCCGGCCUCACCCUCCCAACGCCCCCAGCCUCCAGCGCCGCAGUCUGCCGCCGCAGCGCUGCUCCCCGCUUGCCUCGAGGAGAGAAAGGCAGAAGGACACAGAGGCUGUUUUGCCACCAAAGUCCUCUCCCAAAAGAUUUGCAGUGGUAUCGCCCAAACCACAGUCCCCUGUUGGUGGGCGGACAGCAGUAGUUCCUGGUGUUGUUGGGACUGAACGGGCCCAGGAGUUGGACCGGGCUCUGAUCCAGCAGCUGCGGGAACGCUGUGAGCAGCAGGACCUUCAGCUGCAGAGCCUUCAGGCCCAGUUAAAGAAGGCCUCCCUGUGCCUGGACGUUUUCAGCAUCACUACCCAGCACUUCUGUCACAAGAGUGAGAGUGCCGUUGUGAAGGAGAGGGAAUUGUCCCUGGAGCUCGCCAGAAUCAGGGAUGAAGUGGCUUUCAGUGUUGCACACUGGGAGCAACUGCAGCAGGAGAAGGAGGAACUGGAGCGUCGUUUCAAGGCUGAGCUGCAGGGAUUGCGGGCUCAGCAGCAGAGGGAGCUGGGAGUGCUGGAGGAGCGGCUGAAGGCGCAGCACGUGGCCCAGACCGAGAGCCUGCAGGCCCAGCAACGGGCCGAGCUGGAGGAACUACGGGUCAAACAGCAAGAACAGAUUGAGGAGAUGAGUGAGAACCAGGAGGCUGCCCUGAUGGAGAUGGAGACGGCUCACGAUGACACGCUGGCCACUCUGCAGGAGGAGCAUGCCAGGACCGUGAAGAAUCUGAAGAUGGCCCAUGAACAGCAGACCAAGUCUCUGGAAGAAGAGUUUGAAAAGAUCAGACUGUCACUGCAGGAUCAGGUGGACACGCUGACGUUUCAGAACCGCAGCCUCAGAGAUCGAGCCAAGCGCUUUGAAGAAGCUCUGCGCAAGAGCACAGAUGAGCAGAUUGUGGAUGCGUUGGCACCGUAUAAACACAUUGAUGAGGACCUGAAGAGUCUGAAAGAAGUUCUGGAGAUGAAGAAUCAACAAAUCCAUCAACAGGAACUGAAGAUAUCAGAACUGGAGAAAAUACAGGCUGAAAAGAAUGUGUACCUGGAGGAGAGACUACAAGUGUUACAGCAGCAGAACGAGGACCUGAAGGAAAGAAUAGACAAGAACCUUGCUGUGUCCAGGCAACUCUCUGAGGAUAAUGCCAACCUGCAGGUGAACGUGGUGAAGGAGAGCAACGAGAAGAAGCGUCUGAGUCGCACUAACGAGGAACUGCUGUGGCGUCUUCAGACCGGCGAGCUGAGCCCUCGCAUGUCCCCCAGCUCCUCCCCCAUCCAUCGACCCUCCUCCGGCCCGGGCUCCCCGGCCCGCCCACACUCCCCAGCCCGCCCACACUCCUACCAUCAAUGACUCUCUCAGUGGAAGCUCUUGUAUCAAACGCUUUCUUUUAUCUGGCAUCGGAAGCCCUGUUAUUUAUUUAUUUUUUAUCUUUGUCGAAUGUUACACUAGAUGGACGGACACAUUUCUUUUUGGAAAUGCCGCUCACCCAUGUGGUGCAUUUCCCAAAGUCGAGCCCCAGGAUUUUUAAUCUCUGACCUAAAGAAUUGUAUUAAUCACACCUCUUAUUGUUCAAAAGGGAAUCCUCUGCCCUCCUCUUUCACUAUUACACCUGAACGCCCCCAACGAAACAGACGUGCUGUGCUGUGAUACUGCAGCGGAUUAAAGACCCGGUCAUUGUCGACUUCAGAGAGCAGGAUCAGAGUCCCGGUGCCUCAUUUCCAUGUUUUUUCCGCCUCCAAUCUACAUCACCGCCUUCUCAUCCAGCGCUCAGGAUGAUGGAUGUACGAGACAUAGCAAACAUCCAAAAGUGCAACAAGGAACACAAGAAGCGCCUUUGCCGUCCAUUCUCUCCCACCAGCAAUGUCUAUCAAGGGCAUAGGCAAACGUUUUAAAAAAAAUCACAAAACUACCUUCAGUAAGUUACAAAGUGUGGAUUCUUCUCUGGGGUGUGUUAACCUUUUCAUGUAGUUGAAGUAUUUCAUAUAUCAGGAGUGUAUGAAUGAUUACCCAUUUAACCUCAAUCAUCCAUCCUACAUUUCUCCUUAAACUACUGGAUCUCAGUGUAGACCUGAAACGUAUAGAGCAUAAGCAUAACAUAAGAACUGGAUCGAUUAAUCGAUUAGUUGUCAACUAUGAACUAUUUUGUUAAUUUGUUAAUUGUUAUGUGAAUAUGUUCUAGUUCCUUUUCUCCUCUGUGACAUUAAACUGAACAUCUUUGAGUUAUGGACAAAACAAGACAUUUGAGGAUGUCAUCUUGGGCUUUGGGAAAUACCGAUCGACAUUUUCUGACCAAACAAACAACGGUAACACUUUACUUGAAGGUAUCUACGUAACAGGCAAUUUCCACCAACUGCGGAACGGCUGUGUGUCGGCUCCGCUGCGUCUCGGCUCCGUGCUCCGCCGUCCUUCAACACCCACCAGGUCCGGAUUUGUUGCGGAGCGGCUGCAGCCAUAACUGGAAGCUGAAGUCACGAGGACCCACGAGAUCUCGCGAAAUCACGUACGAUUGCGCGAUAUAACAGGAUGUAGUUUCUAUAAACAGAACCACAAAACAUCCAGAGGAGUAGAGGGAAACAACUCUGUGCUGACCUGUCGACUUCAGGCCUGUCUCCGCCCAUUAUGACGUUUUCAAGGUGUGGUGCAGGGAAAUAUGAUCCGCUGUGAACAUGGUGUAUUUUAUUUUGAAAAUCAACCAGAGUUUUUAUUUUGUUUCUGUGCUCGACUUCCUGUCCCGCACUAUCUGCCGUGUGCUGAAUUGCUGCGGAGCUCUCCGUCAAAAAAUAGAAGCUCUGCGUAUCUGCUCUGGAGGGCUGCCGAUCGGAGCGGAUCCGCAGGUGGUGGAAAUUGCGGGUAAGAGUGACACAUGAACCCUAACCCUAACUCUAACUCUAACCCUAACCAUAACUUGUCAUGACAAAAACCGAAUGACACUUACUAAAAGAAGCGUUAUGUCAUGAACAUUUAUGACUUGUUUAUAAUGUUUAUGACACGUUCAUGACACUCUUAUGUAGAUACCUUCAAGUAAAGUGUAACCCAAACAACUAAUCGAUUAAUCAAGAAAACAAUCGCCAGAUUAAUCGACGAUGAAAAUAAUCGUUAGUUGCAGCCCUUAUAACAACUCAUAAAUCCAUUGAACUGCCAACACAGUAUAACUAUAGUAUUGCAUAUCAUUUUGUAAAAACUACAUGUAUAGCUCUCUUUACAGCAUGUUCUGUCUUCCAGUAAGGACUUUUAUUUUAGGAUUACCUACAGUGUGACUAUAUGGAGCAGAAGGGUGAAGGGGCAACACAAGUGGCCUCUUAUUCCUAAUAAUAACAGCCCAGGGUUCAUUCAAAUGAAACCAAGAAAUUGCAGACAAAUGGUGCCUCUCACUGGUCAGUCGGGAAAGGAAAACAUAAUUAUUUCCCACAAAAGUGCAGGAUCUGUAGAAACCACCAAAGAGGAAAUGAUCAAACGCAGCAGUUCAUCUGUUACUGUAGCUGUCAUGUCUGGAGUUAAGGAGCUGUAGAAUCAGCCAUCAUUUAUGCAGACAUUGCAGUCAAAAUGUGUUGACCUGGACACAUCCAAAAUCAAAAGUCAGUUAUGUUGAAUUGGUACACUUCUUUUUCUUUCUCUUUCUUUAAAGGGGAACUAUGCAGUUUUUCUAGCUUAAUUUACCUUAACUGAACAGCUUCGGAGUCAUUGGAACGGUUAUAUGACUUUUUUUUUAGUUGAAUGGUGGUCGUCUUGCUCCCCCCUAGCGCCUGUGAGCGGAAAAACCACCCUUGCAACUUUGGGCCAGCAAGCCGCCGGCCUCAGUGUCAGGAAGCGUGAUAUCAGGUCUCGCCAUGUAACGAAUUGCUCCACGGCACUGCACACAUACAGGAACCGGCUAGCUAUAAGAAUAAGGUAGCGAUGGAGUUUUUCACGCUAUU
This is a messenger RNA of Perca fluviatilis (European perch), 6681 nucleotides long. RefSeq names its product microtubule associated tumor suppressor candidate 2b (gene mtus2b). Bases 392 to 4117 code for a protein of 1241 amino acids. NCBI's taxonomy places the organism in Eukaryota, Metazoa, Chordata, Actinopteri, Perciformes, Percidae. The record is from RefSeq and is a predicted model, not a curated record. Gene Ontology annotation, cellular component: nucleus; cytoplasm. Gene Ontology annotation, molecular function: microtubule binding. The transcript has 15 exons.